Molecule: messenger RNA, 658 nt
Organism: Camellia sinensis
Lineage: Eukaryota; Viridiplantae; Streptophyta; Magnoliopsida; Ericales; Theaceae
Source: RefSeq, a predicted model, not a curated record
AAAUAGUGUUAACAUGGGUAAAACAGGUAAAUCAAACAAAAUAAAAUUCUAGGGUUAUUACGACCUUCACCUUGUUCUGAGCUCCAAGGAACUAGGGUUUGGUUUGUGCCAACUUCAUCUUCAGCAGAGAAGCUCUCAAAACCUGAAAAACAAAAAUGCCGAAGCAAAUCCAUGAGAUCAAGGACUUCCUUCUAACUGCCAGAAGGAAGGAUGCACGUUCUGUGAAAAUCAAGAGGAGCAAAGAUGUUGUCAAGUUCAAGGUUCGUUGUUCCAGGUACCUUUACACACUGUGUGUGUUUGACUCAGAGAAGGCUGACAAGUUGAAACAAUCCCUUCCUCCAGGUUUGAGUGUGCAAGACCUGUGAAGCAAGCUGAGACUGAGUUCAGAGAGUACCAAUUUGAGGACCUUUUUUUUUAGUGUUGCUUGCAAUAUUGGUAAAAAAAAUUGUUUGUGAUGGUUUUGUAUUUUCUUCAUUCAAACUACUGUUAAGCUGUGUUUUAUUUUACCAGCUCUGGAUAUGUUGACCUGGUUCUUCCAUGUUGCUGCAAAAAAAUUUUUUUUUUUAUUGCUUAGGGUUUGAUGUCUUAUUUUAUGUUUGUUUUUUCGAAAUGAGGAAAAAUUCCAAAGUCUAAUACUAAAAUAAAGGGUUAAUUACAA